Molecule: messenger RNA, 3063 nt
Organism: Trichechus manatus latirostris (Florida manatee)
Lineage: Eukaryota; Metazoa; Chordata; Mammalia; Sirenia; Trichechidae
Gene: SCFD2
Product: sec1 family domain containing 2
Exons: 6
Coding region: 148-1848 (566 amino acids)
Biological process (GO): intracellular protein transport; vesicle-mediated transport
Source: RefSeq, a predicted model, not a curated record
AUCGUGCGCUGCAAACGCACUCGUCAGGGCCUGGACCACGUGUUCUGUGUUGACUGUCAAAGUCUCAGAAAGCCCAAUUCCCGGAAGCGGUGAGUUCUGAGAUAAGUUUCUGUACCUGAGUGCCCCCGUGUCCGCGGAUCGCCAACCAUGAGCGCCCCGGGCGUGCUGUCCUUUACCCAGCAAGUUUGGGAGCAGGUGCUAGCCAAAAUGAAACGGGCUCUGGUCUACUUGGACGCCGCUUGCGCCGAGAGCCUGCACUGGGGCUGUGGAUCCACACGACUCCUGGAGGCAGUGGGGAGUCCUGCGUGUCACCUGCGGGAGUUUGAGCCAGAUGCGGCUGGCGGCGGAGCAGAGCAGCCCAAGGCAGUGUUUGUGUUGAGCUGCCUGCUGAAAGGCCGGACUGUGGAGACUCUACGGGACAUCAUCCGCCGCAGUCAUUUCCAGUAUUGUGUAGUGGUCACGGCCGUGAGCCAUGCUGUCCACCUCACAGCUAACCACGUACCAGCGGCGGCAGCAGCCGAGCUGGAGGGGCAGCAGCCAGUGUUCGAGCAGUUGGAGGAGAAACUGUGUGAGUGGAUGGGCAACCUGAACUACACGGCCGAGGUGCUGCACGCCCCCUUGUUGCUCGCCCCUGUUGCUCCCUACCUUGCCUUGACUCCAUCCUUUGCUUCCCUUUUCCCACUGCUACCCCAGGAUGUGCAUCUCCUUAACAGUGCUCGACCGGACAAGAGGAGGAUGGGAAGCCUGGCUGAGGUGGAUGCCACUGCCCUGACCCCUGAGCUGCUGCUGCAGAUCAGGUGCCUGGUGUCAGGCCUCAGUUCUCUGUGUGAGCACUUAGGGGUACGGGAGGAGUGUUUUACUGUGGGCUCGUUCAGUCGGAUCAUCGCUUCAGAUCUAGCCAAUUAUGCCCCUGCCAAGAACAGGAGAAAAACUGCUUCAGGCAGGGCAUCAGUGGUCUUUGUGGACAGAACUCUGGAUCUCACAGGGGCAGUUGGACAUCAUGGAGACAAUUUAGUAGAGAAGAUAAUUUCAGUGCUUCCCCAGCUUCCAGGCCACACUAACGAUGUGAUGGUCAACAUGGUAGAGCUCACUGCACUCCAGGCCAAGGAGGAGAAUCACAAUAUGGUUGCACCAGGCUGUCUCGCACAAUCCAAUGACACUGCAGCCAAAGCCCUCUGGGAAGCCUUACUGAGCACCAAGCACAAAGAGGCAGUGAUGGAAGUUCGGAGACAUCUAGUGGAAGCUGCAAGCAGAGAAAACCUGCCAAUCAAGAUGAGUAUGGGGAGAGUAACACCAGGGCAGCUCACAUCCUAUAUUCAGCUCUUCAAGAACAACCACAAAGCUCUGAUGAAUCAUUGUGGUCUCCUACAGCUUGGGCUGGCCACAGUUCAAACUCUGAAACACCCACAGACUGCCAAAUGGGACAACUUUCUGGCUUUUGAAAGACUCCUUCUCCAGAGCAUUGGGGAAUCAGCAAUGUCUAUCGUGUUAAAUCAGCUGCUGCCCAUGAUUAAGCCUUCUAACCAGAGGACCAGUGAUGACUAUAGCCCUGAGGAGCUGUUGAUCCUCCUGAUAUACAUUUAUUCUGUCACUGGGGAAUUCACAGUGGACAAAGACCUGGGAGAGGCUGAAGAAAAACUGAAGAAAGCAUUGGCUCACGUCUUUUGUGAGGAAUCUGAGUUGUCACCAUUGCUGCAAAAAAUCACAGGACCAGGCAUGAUGCUAAGCGCUGAUCAAACAGAAAUGACUUGGUUCUUGCUCUUAAGCCUAGAAGAGGAGACACAAGCAAACACAAUAGUUCCUCUAUGGUAUCAAUUGGCUUCCUUCCUUACAACAGAUAUUAUUUAGAGGAAAAUUAACUUUUUCUCCAACAACAGAUGUUGGUGGUAUCAUUAACACGGUAGAGAUUUGUAAAGUUGUUUUUUUUAAUAAUGAUGAUGAUGAUGAUGGUGUUGAUAAAUAUACUUUGUGAUGUUAUGCAGAUACUUGCAUUUUUUUUUUUAUUUUUAUUUUUUGCAUUGUAAACAGAAAGGACAGAAACUACGAUGUCAGCCUAAAUGGUUCUGUGGAAUCUCAUAGGCACACAGGACUUUAUUAGGCAACUGUGUGGUGGAGAGCAGAGUGGAGGAAGGGAAAGAGGGCUGGAAUCAGAGUCCAGGCCACACCACCACCUGAGAUUCCAGGAGCAUGUGGCUGUUUGAGGCCUCAGAUUACUCAUCGCUAAAAGGAAGCCCCUAUGCUGAAUGGGCCAGAUAAUCUCUAAGGUUUCCUCGCUGAACACUGACUGGGUUUUGCCAUGCAACUUCUUCCUUUGACAGAUGAGGGGAACUGGUGCCAGGACUUGUCCAAGGUUAGUACUAGCAGAGCCAGAAGAAGAAUCCAGUUCUCUGGCUCCAAGUUCCUUGUUCUUUCCAAUUCCUUUUACACAAUUUCAGGGUGUUCAGAUGCAGUGUAAGAUGAUGGCAAAAGGUUAGAACUUUGCAGAAAAAUAACAUAGCAAUGCAAUGUGGGGAAAAAGAGGGAAUCCUUAAGGUUUGGUUACAGUCCAUCCAAAAUUUGUCCAGAAUACCUGGGCCCCCUCAGACACAGCCCACUGCGAUCCACAGCCCUUGAGGUAUCUUCUCAGUCCUCUCUCACCAUUCAUCCCACCAGCCUGUCGACGCCGUGGGAGUGGGCCCCUCCUGGCUGGUAGAGAGUUCCCACCUUGAACUGGAGUGGCCUCCAGUGCUGCCCCACUUCAAACCCAGUGGUCAAAAGUUAGGUCAGCCCCAGGACUGGGAGGAUAGGUGGAGGGCCAGGCAAGGCACAUCUGUGCCCUCACCCCCUCACCACAGCACCACCAGCCAACCUGCGGCUUGGGUCACCAGUCAUCUUUGUGACAACCCCAAUUAUCUUCCACACUUUCUUCUGUUUCCAACUCUGUCUGAGGGUAUGCCAAGUACAAAGCAGUCUAUGAAUAAUUUCAGUAUAUGAUAAAAAAGUACCUGUCCUAUUAUUGUUGUUGUUGGGUGCCAUUAAGUCGAUUCUGACUCAUAGAGAUCCUAUAUGACAAAGUAGAACUGC